ACUGGUAUAAGAUAAGGCCCAAGGUUUAAUUUACUUUCUUCACAAUCGUUUUUUCUCUCGUAUUUACUGUCCCUUGAUUUAUUGAUUCAUGAUAUAUCUCAUUGAUGCUUUCAAAUUUGGUCGCAACAUAACCAACUCUACCCUGAAACAAUGGAAAGAAGCAAAAUUCAAAUGCUUUAUGAUGCUUCUCAUGCCCUGUUCUCUCAAUCGGAGCUUCCAACUUUUCAACAAAUCCAUUAUGUUAAAAAUUUGCUAGAUAAGAUUGAAGCUAUAGAUGUGGGAAUCGACCAGUUUGGAUUGUGUGAUUCUCCUGUGUCAGAUGCAAGCAGUGAUAGCAGCAAGGGAUUGCUUUGUGGACAAGGCUUUUCUGAGAUUACAUACAUUCACAUUCAUGAAUGUGACAAUUUCUCUAUGGGUGUGUUCUGUCUUCCAGCAGGAAAAGUAUUUCCUCUUCAUGAUCACCCAGAAAUGACAGUGUUGAGUAAGCUCUUGUAUGGUUCUGCAUAUGUUAAAGCUUAUGACUGGAUUGCAUUGGAUUGUUCUGGAACCCAAACUGUAGGAUUGGGUGGGAAGGUAGUGGAUGAAGUGAUGAAAGCACCACAUGAGCCAUCGAUAUUGUUUCCAAGAAGUGGUGGCAAUAUUCAUUCUUUCACAGCGUUGACGCCUUGUGCAAUACUUGAUGUGCUUUCUCCACCCUACUCUGAAGACUUUGGAAGGCCUUCCACUUACUUUUCAGAUUUUCCUAUUCCUUCUCUUAAUGGUUAUGCUAUACUUGAGGAGAGACCCGUGCCUAGUGACCUAGUUGUUCAAGGAGCAUCAUAUCUUGGACCUCCAAUUGUAACAAUGACCGAAUACAAAUUUUGACUGUAAAUUAUAUUGUGUACAUGUUUCUUUGAGUAAAUAU
Molecule: messenger RNA, 904 nt
Organism: Vigna unguiculata (cowpea)
Lineage: Eukaryota; Viridiplantae; Streptophyta; Magnoliopsida; Fabales; Fabaceae
Product: plant cysteine oxidase 3-like
Molecular function (GO): oxidoreductase activity, acting on single donors with incorporation of molecular oxygen, incorporation of two atoms of oxygen
Source: RefSeq, a predicted model, not a curated record